UCGUGAAAGUGAAAAUACGGGAAACUGUCUAAAGGGGCGAAAUACGGUAGGUCCCGGUGAAAACUGGACUUUUGGCACAUAAGGCUUACUUCUUUACUUGUCAAUGUGAACUCACUUAUUCACUGAAAAGGCGACGGUGUACACUAGGUGACACUAGAUGGCAGUGUGGCGCCUUUCAAUGCAAUUUUCGCUCUGUCAAUGAAGACAGAAGAAGACAAGGACCUUUCAUUGCCUAACAUGGGAGGUCGAGUUGUACGCAUGUUAAGAAAUUUCAACCUGGAAAACAGAGUUCAGCGGGAAAUCUCCAAGGAAAAGCCGCGACCGGCACCGAGACAUGCCGUCACACAAGCAGCCUUCACCCCCCAAGAAGGAAAUGGCGGUGUUGUCCACCAGAAGAACGACCCUCUGCUAUCAAACCUUAAGUCUGUUUAUGUGGAGUCCACAGACACACAAGCAGGGACGACAAAGUCGGUAACCAAGGAGGAAGAAACAAAGUACAGAGCAGCCAAGUUCUUCCUUCCGGGGGACUCCCGUGGCCUUGAAAUCCUGACAGAAGUUCCUCAAGGCAAGCUGACCAUCACGGAGGCUCUGAAGGCCGUCGGCAGCCACCAGACUGAACCUCAAACGUGGACUUCGCAGAGGAUUGCCCAAGAAUAUUCUUUGGAUUUGAAAGAAACAAAUUCUCUUCUGGAGUUUUUCAUCCCCUUCCAGGUUCAGAUCUUAUCACCUGAGACUGUGAAACAGCUGAAGUCUUCUUAGGGGAGACGGCUGUUUCUGUGAUCUUUUCAAGCAAAGCUAUUCAUAUUCAUAUAUACUGUACAUGUUGUAAACAGAAUCAGCAGCCUAUGAAAUGGUGACAUUUUGUGUUCUGGCUUGCUUAGCUGUGUCUCAAAUAGAAUACUAUUUCCUAUAAUAGACUGACCGGGGACCGGUCCAGGCUGGAAUGCUCCGGCUCAUCCAUGACCCUAAUAAGGACACACCACUGUUAUUCAAUGCCACAUACAAUUCUUCUAAAUAUAUUAAAAAACAGGAAAUGUUUCUAUUUGUUGCAUAUACUGUACAUUGUACUACAUUGUAAUACUUGUAUACAUAAGGGGGGAAAAUCUGGCAUUUAUAUAAUAAAUUAUA
This is a messenger RNA of Doryrhamphus excisus (bluestripe pipefish), 1128 nucleotides long. RefSeq names its product NADH:ubiquinone oxidoreductase complex assembly factor 4 (gene ndufaf4). Gene Ontology annotation, biological process: mitochondrial respiratory chain complex I assembly. The record is from RefSeq and is a predicted model, not a curated record. Gene Ontology annotation, cellular component: mitochondrion. Lineage: Eukaryota; Metazoa; Chordata; Actinopteri; Syngnathiformes; Syngnathidae.